AUGGGUGACGAGGAAGGUGAGAGCGAGGGAGAGGGCGAGAGGGAGUGGUGGGAGGAGGAAUUCAGUGACUCUGCGGAUGGGGAGAAGCGGGCGCACGAGAGCGCAGGAGAGGCGGGACACGACGCGCAAUCGGGGGAGGAGCAGGCGGGCGCGGAGGGGGCGCGGCGGGCGGCGGUGGUGGCGUACCUGGAGGGGGAGGGCGUGGCGGCGGAGCUGCUGGAGGGGGUGGCGCUGCCGCUCGACGUGCGCGUCGUGCGCGAGCGCGUGCAAUUCCUGCGCGCUCUCCGCCUCGACGUCGCUGAGGUUGUGGGGCGGUAUCCUCCGGUGCUGUGCGGGAGCAUAGCGCGCAACUACGUGCCGGUGCUGGCGCACCUGGAGAGCAUCCCCAUCGCGCGCGCACACCUGCCCGCACUGCUCACCGCGUACCCGCGCGUGCUCUUCUCCUCCGUGCGCAUCGACCUGCAGCCCGUCCUGCACUACCUGCUCGGCCUCGGCGUGCCGCCCGCCGCGCUGCCCUCCGUGCUCACGCGCUGCCCGCACCUGCUGGGGCUGCGACCCGAGGGCAGCAUGAGCACGAGCGUGGCGUACCUGGUGGGCGUGGGCGUGGAUCCCAAGGCCAUCGGCGCCAUGAUCGUGCAGCUGCCGCACCUCCUCACCAUGCGCGCCGCCACCACCAUCCGCCCCAAGGUCGACCUCCUCUCACGCGCCCUCGCGCUGCCGCUCCCCCAGGUCGCAAGGCUGCUGCAGGCGCGCCCCCACCUGCUCGCACUGGACCUGCAUGCCCAGCUGCACCCCGCACUCGCCGCCCUGCGUGCUGCCAGCCUCACCGUGCCGCACAUGCGCGCCGCUGUCACCGCCUUCCCACACCUCCUCGCCCUGCCGCUGUCUGAUCUCCUGCCGCCCACCGUCCAGUGGCUGUCCUCUCACGCCCACGUGCCGCCCGAGGCCGUGCCAGGGGUGCUGGCAGGGCUGCCACAGCUGGUGGUGGCAGACAGGCGGCAGGCAGAGGGAAAGCUGCAGUGGCUGCACGAGAGAGGGUUCUCCCAGCAGCAGGUGGCGACGCUGCUGGCGGGGUGCCCGCAGGUACUGGGGCAGCGUGGGGACACAAUUGAGAGGAAGCUUGCAAUACUGCUGCAGCACAGGUCGCAUGCUGAUGUGGCGGCCUUCCCCCCGUGCCUGGCGUGCCGAGAGCAGGUGCUGGAGGAGAGGCUGGGAGCGGCGCAGGCUGCCGGGGUGAGGGGGUCGCUGGAGUGGCUGCUGGAUUGCCCUCCAGAGACCUUCCAUGAGCGCUUGAGAACCGAGUUUGUAGUGCUGCCACCUCCUGUUGAGGUGGUUAUGCAGGAGAGAGAAUAUUGA
This is a messenger RNA of Closterium sp. Naga37s-1, 1356 nucleotides long. The record is from the annotation of a GenBank genome assembly. NCBI's taxonomy places the organism in Eukaryota, Viridiplantae, Streptophyta, Zygnematophyceae, Desmidiales, Closteriaceae.